Molecule: messenger RNA, 14744 nt
Organism: Struthio camelus australis
Lineage: Eukaryota; Metazoa; Chordata; Aves; Struthioniformes; Struthionidae
Source: RefSeq, a predicted model, not a curated record
CUGGCUCUCCGGAGGCGCCGUAGCAGGGCGGUCGCUGCCUGCAGGUGAGCAGGCUGAGGCGGGUCUCCUCUGAACCCAGCAGCUGGUGCUCCUGUUUUACUAUCCACCGACUUGACGAUACAGGAAGAUGGAGAGGAAGAAGGUGCAGGAAGGCAUAUGCCAGGCUGUAGCGCAGACAGUCGCAGCAGCAGCAAGUCAGUAAGUGAGACUGCACCAUUUUCUUCUCGCCCUGCAUAAAGACGAUGUGAGGAGCUGAAAGGAGCUGCCCCCUCCCCCCGCUGGUGGUUAUGCUGAAGUGGAUCCUUCCUUCUAGUCAGAAGACACAGCCUAUCUGGAGGAGUCCCCAAAGACCUUUCCAAUUUGGUGAUGUGUGUUUAAAGGCUGACUUUUUUUCUUUUUUUCUUUUUCCUUGGCUAAGUCUGAAGCUUGCCUUCGCUUGCAGUCACAGCCAAGCUGAAGAGGUUUCAGCCUGCUACCAGAUAUUUGCUAGUUGCUCUCGGAUUGUGAGUGUGUGUCUGCGAGCACUUUCACACGUUGCAUGUGUGGAUGUGGCUCUGAUUCAGAGCAUGUUGAAGUUGUGCUGAAUUAUGGGUGCUGCAGAGGCUGGGGCUGAGCCUUAACCUUUUCUGGGUGUCGGUGGAGCAAGAGUGGAUUGCACAGCAAGUUCUGGUGUGCAGCCAGCGCCCUUGCAGAAAAAAUAAAUCACCUGGAUAUCCGAGCGUGGUGGAAACGGCUUCCUUGGAGCUGGUGUUUCCCUCUCCAAAAUGGCUCAUGCAGCUGCUUCCAUUAAAAAAGUUCGAGAGUCUGAACUUGAAGAGAGAGAGAGAAACCUUGAGAAGGAGAGGAAAAAGCAGCGAAAAAUCUCUAGGGCAGAUCGGAAACGCAAGUCUGACAGCAAUGCAAGCUUUCUCCGAGCUGCAAGAGCUGGCAAUCUGGACAAAGUAGUGGAAUACCUGAAGAGUGGAAUAGACAUUAACACAUGUAAUCAGAAUGGACUCAAUGCUCUGCACCUGGCUGCUAAAGAAGGGCAUGUGGGACUGGUACAAGAAUUAUUGGAAAGAGGGUCAGCUGUGGAUUCUGCCACUAAGAAAGGGAAUACAGCCCUGCACAUUGCAUCCUUAGCAGGACAGGCUGAAGUUGUCAAAGUUUUGGUUAAGGAAGGAGCCAAUAUCAAUGCACAAUCUCAGAAUGGCUUCACUCCUUUAUAUAUGGCAGCUCAAGAGAAUCACAUUGAAGUGGUAAAAUAUCUCCUGGAAAAUGGAGCCAACCAAAGCACAGCUACUGAGGAUGGCUUCACUCCAUUAGCUGUUGCAUUGCAGCAAGGACACAAUCAGGCAGUGGCCAUCCUCCUGGAAAAUGACACCAAGGGGAAAGUGAGAUUACCAGCUCUGCAUAUUGCCGCUAGAAAAGAUGAUACCAAAUCAGCAGCACUCUUACUUCAGAAUGACCAUAAUGCUGAUGUGCAGUCCAAGAUGAUGGUGAAUAGGACGACUGAGAGUGGCUUUACACCUUUGCACAUAGCUGCACACUAUGGAAAUGUCAAUGUGGCAACACUUCUGCUAAACCGAGGAGCUGCAGUUGAUUUCACAGCCAGGAAUGGAAUCACCCCACUGCAUGUGGCUUCCAAAAGGGGAAACACAAACAUGGUGAAGCUCUUGUUGGAUCGCGGAGGGCAGAUCGAUGCCAAAACCAGGGAUGGACUCACCCCUCUCCACUGUGCUGCAAGAAGUGGGCAUGACCAAGUUGUGGAGCUGCUUCUGGAACGAGGUGCCCCACUGCUUGCAAGGACCAAGAAUGGACUUUCUCCACUUCACAUGGCAGCCCAAGGUGACCACGUGGAGUGUGUCAAACAUCUACUGCAGCACAAAGCUCCCGUUGAUGAUGUCACACUGGAUUACCUGACCGCCCUCCAUGUGGCCGCACACUGUGGCCACUACCGUGUCACCAAACUCCUUCUGGACAAGAGAGCAAAUCCCAAUGCUCGUGCCCUGAAUGGUUUUACUCCACUGCACAUUGCCUGCAAGAAAAAUCGCAUCAAAGUCAUGGAACUCCUGGUGAAAUAUGGGGCUUCAAUCCAGGCUAUAACAGAGUCGGGCCUCACACCAAUACAUGUGGCUGCAUUUAUGGGCCACUUGAACAUAGUCCUCCUUCUGCUGCAGAACGGAGCCUCUCCCGAUGUCACUAACAUUCGUGGAGAGACCGCUCUACACAUGGCAGCACGUGCUGGGCAGGUGGAAGUAGUUCGCUGUCUCCUGAGAAACGGGGCCCUGGUUGAUGCCCGAGCCAGGGAAGAACAGACUCCACUGCACAUUGCCUCUCGCUUGGGUAAAACAGAGAUCGUCCAACUUCUGCUACAGCACAUGGCCCACCCUGAUGCUGCAACCACUAAUGGAUAUACUCCACUGCACAUUUCUGCCAGAGAGGGACAAGUUGAUGUUGCAUCAGUUCUCUUAGAGGCAGGUGCCUCACACUCCAUGUCCACCAAAAAGGGAUUCACGCCUUUGCACGUGGCAGCCAAAUACGGGAGCCUGGAAGUGGCGAAGCUCCUGCUGCAGCGCCGUGCCUCUCCGGAUUCAGCUGGCAAGAACGGCCUCGCCCCGCUGCACGUCGCGGCGCACUACGACAACCAGAAGGUGGCGCUGCUGCUGCUCGAGAGGGGCGCCUCCCCCCACGCCACCGCCACGAAUGGAUACACCCCUCUGCAUAUUGCUGCAAAGAAAAAUCAGAUGCAGAUAGCUACCACUCUAUUGAACUAUGGGGCUGAGACCAACAUUUUGACCAAACAGGGAGUGACCCCACUUCAUUUGGCCUCCCAAGAAGGUCACGCUGACAUGGUGACCUUGCUUUUGGAGAAAGGAUCUAACAUCCAUGUGGCAACAAAGACUGGACUGACGUCUUUACACCUUGCAGCUCAAGAGGAUAAAGUGAAUGUAGCUGAAAUCCUGACAAAACAUGGUGCAAACCAAGAUGCUCAGACAAAGCUGGGUUAUACACCUUUAAUUGUGGCAUGUCACUAUGGAAACAUCAAAAUGGUGAAUUUCCUUCUCAAGCAGGGAGCAAAUGUUAAUGCUAAAACAAAGAAUGGAUACACCCCUCUCCAUCAAGCUGCUCAACAAGGCCACACUCACAUCAUCAAUGUUCUUCUCCAACACGGGGCCAAGCCCAAUGCCAUCACCACUAAUGGUAACACUGCCUUAGCUAUCGCAAGGCGUCUGGGAUACAUCUCAGUGGUCGAUACGCUGAAGGUUGUAACGGAGGAGAUUACUACUACCACAACUACUGUAACAGAAAAGCACAAGCUAAAUGUACCUGAAACAAUGACCGAGGUCCUGGAUGUUUCAGAUGAGGAAGGUGAUGACACAAUGACAGGAGAUGGAGGAGAGUACCUUAGGCCAGAAGACCUCAAAGAACUAGGAGAUGACUCUUUACCGAGCAGCCAGUUCCUAGAUGGUAUGAACUACCUGAGGUACAGCUUGGAAGGAGGACGAUCUGACAGCACCAUGCCCAGCCUGCGAUCCUUCAGUUCAGACAGGUCCCACACACUGAGCCAUGCGUCCUACCUGAGGGACAGUGCCAUGAUUGACGAUGCAGUGGUAAUCCCCAGCCAGCAGGUAACGACUCUGGCCAAAGAAGCUGAAAGGAAUUCAUAUCGCUUAAGCUGGGGCCCUGAAAACUUGGACAAUGUGGCUCUUUCUUCCAGCCCUAUUCAUUCAGGCUUCCUAGUUAGUUUCAUGGUGGAUGCUCGUGGGGGUGCUAUGAGAGGUUGCAGACACAAUGGACUGCGAAUCAUUAUUCCUCCACGGAAAUGCACUGCUCCAACGCGAGUGACUUGCCGGUUGGUCAAACGCCACAGACUGGCCACCAUGCCUCCCAUGGUGGAAGGAGAAGGUCUGGCCAGCCGCCUCAUUGAAGUGGGACCUUCUGGUGCGCAGUUUCUUGGGCCUGUGAUUGUGGAGAUUCCCCAUUUUGCUGCUCUGCGUGGGAAGGAGAGAGAGCUGGUGAUCCUGCGCAGUGAGAAUGGGGACAGCUGGAAGGAGCAUUUCUGUGAAUACACUGAGGAUGAACUGAAUGAAAUCCUGAAUGGGAUGGAUGAAGUACUUGACACUCCAGAGGAGCUUGAGAAGAAGCGUAUCUGCCGCAUUAUCACACGGGAUUUCCCGCAGUACUUUGCGGUGGUGUCCCGGAUCAAACAGGACAGCAACCUUAUUGGACCUGAGGGAGGUGUGCUGAGCAGCACUGUUGUACCACAAGUGCAGGCAGUCUUCCCAGAAGGGGCCCUAACUAAGCGAAUUCGUGUUGGCCUCCAGGCCCAACCUAUGCAUACUGAACUUAUAAAGAAGAUUUUAGGCAACAAGGCUACCUUCAGUCCUAUAGUCACGCUGGAGCCCAGGAGAAGGAAAUUCCAUAAACCAAUCACAAUGACAAUUCCCAUCCCCAAAGCCUCCAGUGAUGGGAUCAUGAAUGGUUACGGAGGUGACACACCCACUUUAAGGUUACUGUGCAGCAUAACAGGAGGAACCACCCCUGCCCAGUGGGAAGACAUCACAGGAACAACACCGCUGACCUUUGUUAAUGAAUGUGUUUCCUUCACAACAAAUGUGUCUGCCAGAUUUUGGCUGAUAGACUGUCGGCAGACGCAAGAAUCUGUUACUUUUGCUUCCCAAGUGUACAGAGAAAUUAUCUGUGUCCCUUACAUGGCCAAAUUUGUGGUGUUUGCCAAAUCGCAUGAUCCUAUUGAAGCACGGUUAAGAUGUUUUUGCAUGACAGAUGACAAGGUGGAUAAAACUUUAGAACAACAAGAAAACUUUGCUGAAGUUGCCAGAAGCAGGGAUGUAGAGGUAUUAGAGGGAAAACCCAUCUAUGUUGAUUGUUUUGGCAAUUUGGUGCCACUAACAAAGAGUGGGCAACAUCAUAUAUUCAGUUUUUUUGCCUUCAAAGAAAACAGACUUCCUCUGUUUGUUAAGGUGCGAGAUACCACUCAAGAACCCUGUGGACGAUUAUCAUUCAUGAAGGAGCCAAAAUCUACGCGAGGCCUCGUUCAUCAAGCCAUAUGUAAUUUAAACAUCACUCUACCUGUUUACACAAAGGAAUCAGAAUCAGAUCAAGAACAGGAAGAAGAGGUUGAUGCGACUUCAGAAAAAAAUGACGAGACUGAAUCUACAGAAACAUCUAUCCUGAAAAGCCAUCUGGUUAAUGAAGUCCCUGUACUAGCCAGUCCAGAUCUGUUGUCUGAAGUUUCUGAGAUGAAACAAGAUUUGAUCAAAAUGACUGCCAUCUUGACAACUGACCCUUCUGAUAAAUCAGGCUCCAUUAAGGUGAAAGAUCUCGGAAAACCCACUGAAGAAGAGCCAGGAGAACCUUUUGAAAUAGUUGAAAGGGUGAAAGAAGACUUAGAAAAAGUAAAUGAAAUUCUGAGAGGUGGAUCCUAUACCACAGAAGAACAUGUUUUGCAGAAGUCCCUUUCCAAACAGGAAUUUGUAGAGGAAGAAUGGGUCAUUAUUAGUGAUGAAGAAAUUGAAGAGGCUAGAAGAAAUGCUCCUUUAGAAGUCACUGAACCUACCAGCGUAGAAGUCAGGAUAGACAAAGGGACAACUGAAAUGAAGACAGACGUGACAGGAAGGGUAGAUCACGUUACAGAGGAUUUAAAAACAUACGUUUCUCUUCAUGAGGUACAGCCACCAGCCUUACAAGAAGACUUAGUAGAAGAGAGAUUUGAAGCUGUAGUAAUAAGCAGGGAUUCUGAAAAAGAGGGACAGGAAUCUCCAAAAACUGAAACACUAAGUCCACAGGAGCAACAGAAGCCAGCCUUAGAAAUUAAAAAACCAGUUAGGAGGAAAUUAAGAGACAAGCAAAAGGAAGGCAAGAUGCACAGCAGUGAAGAACAACCAGGACUAACAAAGUUCAGUUCAGAUGAGUCGCUCGAUGAGGAACCUGGCUUAACCCCAACAGCUGCUCCUGAGGCUAGCGCUGUAUCCCCGGUCAUAGAGGAAACUCCUAUUGGCUCAAUAAAAGACAAAGUUAAAGCCCUUCAGAAAAGAGUGGAAGAUGAACAAAAAAUACGUUCAAAACUGCCUGUCAGAAUUCAAACAAGAGAAGGCACUGCUGAAAAGGGUCCUAAAAGACCAGGACAAGUUAAAAAAACAGUAGUGCACAAAGCACAACCGCCUGUUUCACCUUCUUCUAAGACAGAAAGACUUGAAGAGACCAUGUCAGUUCGUGAACUGAUGAAAGCCUUCCAAUCAGGCCAAGAUCCAUCCAAGAACAUAUCUGGACUGUUUGAGCACAAAUCUGUCAAACAAAAGCAACAGCUCCCUGAGAAGGAACCAACACGGAGAAAAACUAUUUCUUCACAGAGUGAAACGAGGCGAGUAUUAAGCCACAAGACAGACAAACAGAAGGAGAAACAAAGCGGGAUACUAAAAGCAGAGAAAGAGCCACAACCAAAAAAAGGAAGAAUGCAAACUUCUACUGCUACCACUGGCAAGCAAGCUGUAAGUAAAGAGCAGGUAAAAGAGCAGAGCUGUGAAACAACUGGACCUGUCUCUCCAGUAUUUGGUGAUGAAAGUGCCAAAGGUACAGCACUUGUGAAGGGCAAGGUUUCUGAUGACCAGGGAGAUACUGACUUCCAGAUCAGCCCUGACAGAAAAACCUCAACAGACUUUUCUGAUGUCAUUAAAGAAGAGCUUGAGGAUAAUGACAAAUACCAACAGUUCCGACACCUUUCAGUCACAGAGGAGGGAGAGCUUCACUUAGAGCAAGUGCUGACCAGUCCAUUCGAUGUUGCUUUCCCAACAGAGUAUGUGAAAGACGGAUUCCUUCCUGCUCUGUCUCUGCAAAGUGCUGCUUUUGAUGGGAGCUCAGAGAGCCUUAAACAUGAAGGUGUUGCAGAUUCUCCAGGUAGCCUGCUUGAUGGAACCCCUCAGAUCAGCUCUGAGGAAAGUUAUAAGCAUGAGGGUCUGGCAGAGACUCCAGAAACGAGCCCUGAAAGCCUUUCCUUCUCACCAAAGAAAACUGAUGGGCAAAUUGAAGAAGCUAACGGAGCAGCUAGAGCACACACAACAGCAGAAACAAGUUCUCCGAAGGAACUCUCUCCAAAGGAAGAUGAAAAAGGUAUUACUGAAAAACAGCUAGAUGCUGUUACUGAGACUAGUAAGUCUCAAUCUGACCAGGUAUCAGAAGAGCUUGUACCUACAGCCUCUGAAGAAGAGGCUGAUAAAGAAAGUAGCUCAGCUUCCAUUAUGAAAGAUAUUAGCAGGGAUAAAGAAUCCAGAACCACUGCACAUUUAACUAAGUCUUCAGAAACACAUGACACUGCUUUAGAGAAAGAAAAAGAUAUAACCUGUGAACGCCGUGUUGUUGGUAGAAGUCCCCAGAAAUUGGAACUUUCACUUGCUAGCCAUGAUAGUGAAAGCUUUAGCCCAGUUGCAGAUGACUCUUUGGCUAUAAGUCAUAAAGACUCACUGGAAGCAAGCCCAGUGCUAGAAGAUAACUCAUCACACAAAACGCCUGAUUCGUUGGAGCCCAGUCCUAUGAAAGAGUCUCCCUGCCGCGAUUCUCUUGAAAGUAGCCCUGUAGAACAAAAAGUGAAAGCUGGUAUUCUGGGGCAGGGUCCUCUUCAGUCUGUUCUUAGCAAAGCAGAAACCUGCCCAGAGCUGGCGUCGGUGCGCUCCAGGAUUCUCCGUGACCCUGAGGGAAGUGCUGAUGAUGACAGCCUAGAGCAAACAUCCCUCAUGGAGAGUUCAGGGAAAAGUCCUCUUUCACCUGAAACUCCUAGUUCUGAAGAAAUUAGCUAUGAAAUCACACCUAAAACAGCAGAUUCGCAGGCAUUGUCAAACAUAUCAAAGUCAGCCAUGAUCCCUGAAGUCAGUGAAGAACCAGAGGAUGAUUCAGAAAGUGAGACAAAGAAAAGAUUCACCCCAGAAGAGGAGAUGUUUAAAAUGGUGACCAAAAUCAAAACGUUUGAUGAACUAGAACAAGAAGCAAAGCAGAAGAGAGAUUACAAAAAGGAUUGUAAGCAAGACGAAUCUUCUGAAGGUGCUGAUUCAGAAGCUACGUGUGAAGUUGAAGCACCAGAGUCGACAGCUAUAGAAGGAAAAGACACACCUACAGUGGUGAUGUCUGCAGCUGAAUCUAGAAAAAGUUCUUCCUCUUCAGCCAGUGAGCCAGAGCUGACUCAGCUAAAAAAAGAAGCUGACUCAGGCCUCUUAAUGGAGCCUGUGAUCCGAGUGCAGCCACCUUCACCAUUACCAUCCAGUAUUGAUUCCAGUUCUAGCCCUGAAGAAGCAGGUUUUCAACCCAUUGAUUCAAAGCAAUGUUCUUUGAGGAGAGGUGAGGUUAAAGCAGAACAGGAUAAGCCAGUAGAAGAUGACAAAGAGGAACAGCUUCUCCUUGGGGGAAGCUGUAAGGCUUCCACAAGGGAAUCAGGCAUUUGUCAUUCUGAUGGCUGUGUAUCAGCAGAAGCUGAUGAAUCAAAAUACGAUAGUACAGAUGAGAGAGAGACAGCUAGCCCCAGUGCCCCAGUCACACACUUUGAGGGCACUUUGUGUCAUUCCCUUGGUGACAGUUCUCAAAAAGAAGUUCACGUUGAGUCUUCACUAACACUACAGCAAUAUGAUACUACUGAAAAAGAUGUCAAAACCACUGGAUUGCUAAAACAAACAGACCUCAUUGGUACAGGGUCUGUGUCAGAGGAAGCAGAUGAUGGUUCUUGUGGACACAGUACCGCUGAGUACUCUGUACCACAAGAUGGCAAACUGACUGAAGAUGAUAACACUGACCAUGCUGCUUUGGGAAGUGAUUUGGGAAAAGCAGAUAUAGGUUUUGAAACAUCUCAAAGAGCUAUUCAUACUGAGAAACCCUUAACAGAGUAUCCAUCUCUUGCCACUAAAACAGUGGAACUUGAAAGCUGUGUAGUAGAUGCUGCUGAAAGUAGUGCUCCUCCUUUAGUAAGCCCUUAUGAAAAUGUCUCUUCUGAACAAUUUUUUACUGCCUCUGAAAGUCAUGUAGGGUGUGAUAAAAGUCUGCUAUCCGGGGAAGACUAUCCUUCUGAAGGAGGAAAAGAUCACACUGGUGGAGCUUUGCUCAGCAGAGACACAAGCAGUGAAAAUCAAUCUUCAGAGGAAGUAUGUAUGGGAACAGAGGUAAAACAAGAGGAUGUAUUUCAGAAAACAUCACUAGCGUCUUCAGCCUCAGAUUCCACAAAAUUAGCUGAAUCCACCCAUGAGGAUAUAAGAGCCGAAACAGAUAAAUUGAUCAGUCAGGUUGUCAUCACAAAAACUGAUGUGGAUUCUGACAUGUGGAGUGAAAUACGUGAAGAUGAUGAAGCCUUUGAGGCUCGAGUGAAAGAGGAGGAACAAAAAAUAUUUGGGUUGAUGGUAGACAGGCGAUCCCAAGGCACAACGCCUGAUACCACUCCGGCCAGAACACCCACUGAAGAAGGGACACCAAUUAGUGAACAAAAUCCUUUCCUUUUUCAGGAAGGAAAGCUGUUUGAAAUGACUCGAAGUGGAGCCAUUGACAUGACCAAAAGGAACUAUCCAGAUGAAAGCUUUCACUUCUUCCAAAUGGGGCAGCAGCCUCAGGAAGAGGUUUCUUUAUCUGAAGAAAUGAAAGAAGCAGCAGAGGUGGAAUAUUCUGAGCUGAAGAGUUCUCCAGCUCCAUUUUCACUUUCAGAAUUAGAAGACUCAGAUAUACAAGAAAAAGAUGCACUGGAAACUUCACCCCCAGCAUCCGAGUCUAGUGAUAAGUCAGAAGAAAUGACCAGUGUAGGUGUCAGUAUAGGCACCACAAAAGCAGAGCUUAAAUCCAGAAUUCCAAUUAAAAUGGGUAUUUCAGCUUCUUCAAAAUCACCAAAGAAAGAGACUGCUGCCUCUGAAGCUGAGCCCCUCUCCAGAAUGGAGACUGAUAAGGUUGAUAGCAGUCAGGUGCCUUGCCUUACCUCUCCUGAGCAGUCUGUCAUAGAAGAUGAGUUAGAUUUUCCCAAAGUCACUAGAUUUGUUUGUUCUGAACAGGAUGAUGAGUCCCCUGACUCUUCACCAGAGGAACAGAGAUCCGUAAUUGAAAUCCCUACUGCUCUUAUGGAGAGAGUGCCUUCUUGUGAAAGUAAAUCCAAAAUUCCUGUAAGAACAGCUGCUGCGGCUGUAUCACAAUCAUUGCAACAAUCAGAAAAUGAGAACCUUCCCACAGAUGGCUUCCUAGACAAUCUGCAGUGUGAAGCAAAGGAUGACCAAGCAAAACCAAAGUCUAAAAUUCCUGUCAAAGCAGCUUUCCAAAGAGCUGAACAACAAUAUACAUACACAGACGCAUCUGUCCGCAAGCUAGACUCACCCAAAGCUCUUGACAUGACAAGCAAACUACCUAUGAAACAGGAUAACCGAAGUAAAUCUGAGUCUGAUGCGAGUAUUCCCAUGGACCCAAAGACUAAGCGAUCAGUAAAAGCUAGGAGUUAUGCAGAGGCAGAAGCAGAGACCAGGGAGAGGGAGAGAGAGACGAAGCUUGAGCUAGACUCAGAUGAGGCAACAACAGCAAGACUCAAGGUAUUUUCAUCACGGUUGCCAGUUAAAAGCAGGAGCACUACAGCUUCCCGCAGUGCUUCUAGUCCCACAAAAGAAAGUAAGGAACAUUUUUUUGACCUUUACAAAAACUCCAUAGAAUUCUUUGAAGAAAUUAGUGAUGAAGCUUCUAAGUUAGUGGAAAGACUCACGCAGUCAGAGAGAGAACAAGAGUUAGUCUCAGAUGAUGAAAGUAGUAGUGCCCUAGAAGUUUCAGUUAUUGAAAAUGGGCCAUCCAGUGAGACUCAGCAGUCAGUUCCUGAAGACAUCUUUGACACCAGACCCAUUUGGGAUGAGUCUGUAGAGACUCAGAUUGAACGUAUCCCUGAUGAAAAUGUCCAUGACCAUGCUGAAGAUCAACAGGAUGAUCAGGAAAGGACAGAGGAAAGACUGGCCCACAUUGCUGAUCAUCUUGGAUUCAGCUGGACAGAGUUAGCAAGAGAGCUGGAUUUCACAGAAGAGCAAAUCCACCAGAUCCGAAUUGAAAAUCCUAAUUCACUUCAAGACCAGAGCCAUGCACUCCUGAAAUACUGGCUUGAAAGGGAUGGGAAACAUGCAACAGAUACGAAUCUUACCCAGUGUCUUACAAAAAUCAACCGAAUGGAUAUUGUUCAUCUAAUGGAGACCAGCGGCAUAGACUCCAUGCAGGUCCACGGCACUCGCACGUAUGCAGAAAUUGAACAGACAAUAGGAUUGGACCACAGUGAAGGGUUUUCUGCGUUACAAGAAGAACUGUACAGUCCAAGGCAUAAGAAAGAAGAUGAAUAUGGACUAUCUAAAGACGGUGACCCAUCUGAACACCCUCCUAUUGUCUCUGAGGAAGACGUUUCUGUCAGUUCUCCUUUUCAGGACAGUACUCCCAGGAGUGAAGCAGAAAUAUCAAUGGCUGAGCUUCUGAGACAAGCACAUAAGGAACAAGUACAAGCUGAAUUCUCAGGGAAACCCCAAAACAUGUUAGAAAAGCCAUCUGCUGCUUCACAACAUGAAUGUUUUGUCACAACUUCAGGGACAGAGCAGGCUACAGCACUAGUAACUGGAAAGGCAGCAGGCAGCGCAAGCGAAGAAUCCGAACACAUCAGCACAGCAAAGGAAGAGUGUGAAAAACCAUACCCACAGCCCCUGUCAUCCGCUCAACGAGGCGAUUCUCCCAUUGUCCAAGAGCCUGACGACCCCCAGCUCCACCAGGAUGACCUCUCGCCAAGGAGAACUAGUCUAGUGAUAGUGGAGUCAACUGAUGAACAGCCAGAAAAGUUUGGAAGAGGCUAUGAAGAGGAAUCUUUAGAAAAGGAAUUAGCAGAGGAAUUAGGCGAGCUGGAGACCAGCUCAGAUGAGGAAGAAAUGGUAACGACCAGGGUCGUUCGGCGCCGGGUGAUUAUUCAGGCUGAUAGUAUGCCUGAAAUGCCACCAGAAUCAGUCACAGAAGAGCAAUAUACAGAUGAAUAUGGCCACACAGUGGUAAAGAAGGUCACUAGAAAGAUCAUCCGGCGAUACGUUUCUCCGGAUGGCAUAGAAAAAGAGGAAGUCAUAAUGCAAGGAACACCACAACAGCCUGUUAAAGUUGAAGAAGGAGAUGGCUAUUCCAAAGUUGUAAAACGGGUUGUGCUGAAGAGCGACAGUGAACAGUCUGAGGUGACCUUGUCUGAACCUGCUGUUUUGUCUAGUACCUCCAAAUUCCAGUCUGAACCAGUGGAAGGCCGCAAGGUCAGCAAAGUCAUAAAGACCACUGUAGUGCAAGGAGAGAGGACAGAGAAACACUUGGGGGAUUCAAGCUUAGCUACUGAUCUUCCGUCAGCCAAAGACGACUUUGAAGAGGCUUUGAGCUAUACAGGUAACCAAAUGAAAGUUCAACUCCCUGCUUUAGUAGAGAAAGAAAUCAUGAAAGAGGAUGGCUCAAUUAUUAAAAGGACAAGACUGAAUAAAGCCAGCACACAGAAGAGGACUGUGAUGAAGGACCAGUAUGGAAAACAUGUUCACAUAGAAGAGCUGGAAGACGCACCAGAAGCACUACCACAGGAUGACCUUCAACAUGACCUCCAGCAGCUUCUUAGGCACUUCUGCAAGGAGGACUGGAAACACGAAGCAAAGUGAGAAGCUGCCACCCCUCAACAGCAACACAUUAACCAUCCAUCCAGUAUGCAACAUUUAUCUUCUCUAGGUGUGACAUUAUUACCUACAUAAUCACUGGAAGACACUGCCAUUUCUACUUGUGCAGGUGCAGCAAAUUCAUUUUACCCCUGCCCCCCCAUAUUUGAUUUUGGGAUUUUUGUUAUUUUUUUACCCUGUAAGCUAAUUUGUGACCAAAGAUAGCAUCCUUCAUUCAGGAUGAUUUAUCCACCGAAUCGUCGUCUUUGUGCUGUACUGGGAAUUUGUCAGCAUCGCCACUUUUGGCUGUUCCUUUGCUUCUGCACUAGCUUCAUGAAAUUGCAUUUGUCAAGCCAACUUCAUCUACAGGCCUCUUCAAGUGACUAUGUACAUGCAUCAUUAAAAAAGGGGGGGGGGAAGGGGGAUGUUAACAUGUAAACUGUAUAUAGCAAGAGUAUUUGGACUUAAAGACUGCAGAAAACACACUGCCUAUGACUACAAUUAGCAUCAUGGAUUACAAGGUCUAUUGAAACCGCUGAGCAGCGAUGAAUAAAUACUGUUAACGCAAUUGACUGAAAACACAGACCGACCGAGGAGGAAGCACUGCAGAUCUCCUGCCUCCAUAAGACUUCCAGUGUAGGGAUCUAUUACAGUUAAAGGCUCUAAGAGUCAGGCUAAAAACCUGGAAAUUCAGCUGUUCUCAUGAAGUAACAGCUGACUGUGGCCCUGAAUACUUUUAAGACCUUUGGACAGCCACCUAAAGAUUUCCAGAAAGAGGAAAAAUAAUAACAAUAUCCAAUUAGGUAACCAACUUGCUAGCAGCUAUAUCUAUGGUAUAUUUGCAUACAAUAUUAAAAUCUUUUAGAUCUGGACAUGUGGCAGGGUGUAUUAAACAAUUAUAACUACAGUAGUUUCCUGUUUUCAUCACUGCUUUAGCAAACCACACCUGCUGGCCACUGCACUGUAGAUAACUAUGGAAGAAAGACUUACCCACUAUACAAAGAGAUUAAUUAAUUCACCGUGUUUUAUCAAGAUUGCCUCUUACUUGAUACAUGCAUGUGGCAUCUGAAAGUCAAAACCAAAUCCUUCUGUAAUCAUGUCAGCUUGUUAGCCCUCUUAGCACUGAGCGAGCAGUUUUUAUCUUCCAAUCAAGUGUUUUUUAAAAAGAAAGUUGCUCACCAUCCUAGAAAGCCAGUUUCUGUUGAUAUUUUGUUAUCUUUAUAUAUUAUAUAUAUUAUAUAUAUUUCUAAAUCAACCCUCUGAAAACCAUAAUAGCAUGUCUGCACUUUUAUUUUCAAAAAAGGGAACAUAAAGAUCUGACACUUCUGGUGUUCUGUAUCUUAAUAUUUAGUGGUCAGAGCUCUGUAGUGUUCUGGCAAAUACGAUGCAUAAACAGACACACUCUAAAUGUUUUUAAUCAGCUAUUUGUUUUUUUAAUAGUAUACUCAGAAAAAAAGAAAGCUAGUGAAAAAUAAAUCCUGUCCUCUAGGGGUAAUACUUAUCUGGCCUUUGUUUUUGUUUUUUGUUUUUUUUUUUUUAAAAUGACUCACUCAGUGCUCAGAACAAGGGCACUUUCUCAUUAAAGUAAGGAUGCCAAAAGAGUGAAAACAUUUUGGGAGUUCUGGCUUCCUGCAAGCAAAACAAUGCAAGGCAUCAUGCUAACUCUUUUUUUGGCAGACAGAUAGAAAGCAAGUGUUUUGGCAGCCAAAAUGAAUGAGACCCAUGAUGAAACAUUUCAUGAUACAUCAGGGCUUUCUUAUUGUCAAAGACAGCACAGGAUGAUCUUCAAGAAUGGGGCUCUAAAGAAAUGCAUUUCUGUUGUGUUAUUUGCGGUGCAGAUGAUGUUCUGUGUAACAACAUAAUGGUUAUUCACCUCUUCUUAUUUUGAUUUUUUGCUGUGUUAUCAAAGAACUUGAAUACUGUGAGAGAAGUGAAUUUUAAGUUGAUGAAUCAGCAUCUUGUUCCCAUGGUGAUAACACUAAUUGAAUAUAUCUAUGAGGGCAUGUAUUAGUUAAAAAUUAAAAAAAAAAAAAACCACAACACUAACAAUACAUAGCUGCAAUGUGUACAAUGGCUGAUUUAACUAAAUAAAAUGUACAAGUGUUAAAUGUA